Opisthorchis viverrini is the source of this 312-nucleotide messenger RNA. RefSeq lists its product as hypothetical. Gene Ontology annotation, biological process: removal of superoxide radicals. Gene Ontology annotation, molecular function: copper ion binding; superoxide dismutase activity. The transcript has a single exon. NCBI's taxonomy places the organism in Eukaryota, Metazoa, Platyhelminthes, Trematoda, Opisthorchiida, Opisthorchiidae. The coding region runs from base 1 to 312 and encodes 103 amino acids. The record is from RefSeq and is a predicted model, not a curated record.
AUGCGUCACGAUGGUGAUCUUGGCAAUGUGAAAACCGAUGCUCAGGGUGUCAUGAACGUCGAUUUGAUUAUUUUACCUGAUGAAGAUGACCCAACGCGGGGAUAUAUUGGCCUGGCGCUUGUCAUCAACGACGGUGAGGAUGACCUCGGACUUGGUGGAAAUGAACGUAGUCGGAUCGAUGGCAAUUCUGGAGGAAAUCUGGCUUGCAGCGUGAUUGGUCGCAGACAAUCAUUGUGGAUUCAUCAGAACCCCACUCAACAAAUAACAACUCAAGCCGCUGGGAAAAGUAGCUCAGAUUUGCUCACACUUUGA